Symbiodinium sp. CCMP2456 is the source of this 5006-nucleotide messenger RNA. NCBI's taxonomy places the organism in Eukaryota, Dinophyceae, Suessiales, Symbiodiniaceae. The record is from the annotation of a GenBank genome assembly.
GACCGAGUCAGUUCCGCCAAGCCUCUCAGCCCCUCGGGAGUCGAUUGGAAAGAGGUUACGAAGUCGUUCGAGCUCGGCGAACAGUGGAUGAACGAGGCGCCCUUCAACUCGGCUGGAGCCUUCCCGUUCUAUUACCUCUACGCCUUGGAACGGUACCACUCGUUCAACGAGUUGCGGUCGGGUGAAUCGGAACUGGAACCCGAGUGGUACGAGCAGGGCGUCGACUACCUGGAGGGAAGUCAGAUCAAGCCGGGCCAAUGGAACAAUGGCUGUGGCGCCCCGGCCGACACGGCGUUUGCCGUUCUGUUCCUCAUGCGCGCGACUCAGAAGAGCCUCCAAGGCGGCAUCGGCGAGGGGGCCCUCGUCAGCGGCCGGGGCCUGCCGAAGAACCUCUCGUCCGCGACGCUCAAGCGGGGUCAGGUCGUUGUCGAGAUGGACGUCGUGGGCGUCGCCGACUUCCUCUCGAUGAUGGAGAAAGGGGAGGCCGACCGCCUCGACGCCCUCGCGGCGGACCCGUCCGCCCUGCUUGUCGGCAAGCUCUCGUCUGCCGACGCGGCGAGGUUGUCGCAAGUUCUCCGCGCCGGCGAACCGAACCAGCGGCUCGUCGCCGCCCGCGCGCUGGGGAGCCUCGGCGAUCUCGACUUCGCCCCGGUGCUCAUGUACGGGCUGACCGAUCCCGACCCACGCGUGGCGCUCGCCUCGCGCGACGGACUGCGGGCCAUCGCCCGGCGGCCGCGUGGCUUCGGCAUGCCUGACGAGUUCAACGACGACCAGCGCUACGCCGAACUCGAACAGUGGAAACGGUGGUAUCUCACCCUACGGCCGGAGGCGUCGCUUGAAUCGCUGCGCCCCGAGCGGGCGGCGUCCGGGCUGCGUGUCAGCGCGUACGACCGCACGAGCAGUUUGCUCAUUGCGCUGUUGCUGAUGGUCGGCAUGACGACCUUCGGCAUCGUCGUUAUUUUCUUCUCCAGCCGGCUGGAACGCACGCCGCCGGCGAUCCCGGUGACGCCGGUAUCCCCGUUCAACGACAGCGCCGCCAACAACCCGCAGGCGAACAAUCUCUUGCCGGGCGUCGAGAACGCCCCAGAGAUACUCGAGAAGAACCUCGAAUCGCUUCUCGAUCAGCUCUCGAUCGCCGCCACGAGCGACGAGGUCCUCAUGGCCGAGGACAUGACGACCGAGAACGACCAGAACGCCGGCGCCUCGAAGGGCGACCCCCGCGGCACGGGCGUCUCUGGCAACGGGAUGGGGAUGGGUCGCGAACCCCGCCGAGAGAUCCGCUUCGAGCCCGAAUCGUUCGAUCAGUACGCGAAGUGGUUCGACGAGGUCGGCCUCGAGGUCGCGGUUCUCGGCGCCGACAACGUCGUCUAUUACGCAUCCAAGGUCAGCACGCCCAACCCCGUUGUCCGAACCGGCGACCCCUCCGAAGACUCCCGGCUAUACUUCAAUUCCGCAGGGGGGCCGCUCUACCCGCUCGAUCGCCGCCUCGCCGAGAAGGCCGGCAUCCUCAAGCACGGCCAGUUGAUCCUCGAGUUCUGCUCGCCCGCCCUGCAAAACAAGCUGCUCGCCCUGGAGAAAGAAGCCGCGGGCGACCGUCCCACAGGGGACAUCGCCUUGACCGUGUUCAAGGUCGUGAAACGCGGGUCCGGUUACGACUUCGAGCUGCUCUUCAAGAUCGUUGAGUACAUCACCUUCAUCGGGCUGGGGGGGAUCGCCAUUUGGGGCGUGUUCAAUCUGAUCCUGGUGUGGCGGCGCGUCGCGAUGGUGCGCUUCCGUGACGAGGAAGAACUCGACGCCUUCAUCGAGGCGAUCGACGAGCCCGUCAACGCUAAGAGGUACGACGACGCGAUCGCCCUCUGCGGCGAGGACCGCCGGGCCAUGCCGCAGCUCGCGCUCUACGCGAUCAUGAACCGUGAGCAGGGCGCCGAGCGCGUCGAGCGGCAACUCGCCGAACGGUUCCAGCUCGACGUGAUGUCCGACAUCGACUACCGCCUCAGCUGGGUCGCGACCGUCAUCAAGAGCGCGCCGAUGAUCGGCCUGCUGGGCACGGUCGUGGGCAUGAUGGGCGCCUUCUCCAACCUCAGCUCCGGCACCAAGGUCGACACCGGCCAAAUGGCCGAGGACAUCAUGUUCGCUCUGAUCACGACCGCCUGCGGCCUCUCGAUCGCGGUGCCGCUGCUCUUGGCCCGUGAAGGCAUCAACGUCCAGAUCCGCAAGAUGGAAGACCUCGUGACCGCGGGCGUCUCGCAGAUCCUCGAGGAUGAGGUCGACAUCACGCCGAUGAUUGACAUCACGUUCCUGCUGUUGAUCUUCUUCCUCGUGACCUCGACCCCCGACCAAGAAAGCUCGGUGCGCCUGCCGGAGGCCCUCCACGGCGAAGCGGUCAGUCAGCUCGAGUCGACCGUCUUCACCAUCGGCGAAGCGUCGGGCCCCCUCGCGCCGAUCUACGCCGCCGACGGCAAGAUCGAUGAGUUCCUGCUCCCCGAGGACGCCGCCUCGCGAGACGCGGCCAUCCAGAAGGCGGUCGAGGCAGGCCUCGUCGAUAAUAAGCCCAACGUCAUCGUCAAAGCCGAUAAGAGCGUCGCCUACCGCCACGUGGCGGCAGUGGUGACCAGCGUCCUGAGCCACCCCAUGGCGACUCCCCCACCACCUCCCGAAGAACCGCGCUCCGGCCCCCGGCCGAGCCCGUGGGCCCGCGCGCGCCGCAACGCGGCCGAGGAGGAAGGGGACAUGGACAUGACGCCGAUGGUCGACGUCACGUUCUUGUUGUUGAUCUUCUUCAUGAUCACCGCGGCGUUCGCGCUGCAGAAGGCGAUCGCGGUGCCGCCGGUGAAGGACGACGACUCGGCGCCGACCCAAUCGAUCGACGAGUUAGAGGAAGACUCGAUCAUCGUCCGCCUCGACGGCGACAACGUCUACUGGGUCAUGUGCCCCGCCUGGACCGAAGAGGUCAAGGCGCCCAGCCGCCAAGACAUGCGCAACCUCGUCCGCGCUGCCCGGAAAGGCCAGAUGCCCGACGGCGCCGCCGGCUCCAGCGGUGGUUACCGCAAGAUGCUGGUCCAAGCCAGCGGCGACGCGACGCACGAGUUCGUCGUCUCGGCCCUCGACGCGGGACGAGUAUUAACCGCCCCCCGUGCCGCACGACUUUCUCGCAAAGAGACCCCCGACCCGAUGGCGACCGCCAAACAAUUCCUCGAAGCGAUCGAGCUCCAGAAGCUCGUCUCUAGCGAUGUGCUCGACGAGCUGUACGAGGAGUACCGCGCGAGCGGCGGCGCGAUCACCGCGGAGGCCCUCGCUAAGAAACUCCAGUCGCGCGGCCUGAUCACCGACGGCAAAGCGGCGACCCUCCUGCAAGCCUCCAGCGAGAGUUUUAUUCAGGUCGGAUCGGGCAUCCUCAACCCCGCCAACCCGACGCCUGUCGCGCCGGACGAUCCCUUCGAUUCGGACCUCGAAACCAAGAAGACCAAGGGCGGCGUCAAACGAGACGCGGCCGGCCGGCGGAAGCACGUCCAGAAGUCCCACAAGAACGACUUCGACUCGCCGCUGCUGCUGCUUGGCGGCGGCGCCCUGGCGCUGCUCGCGCUCGGCGGCAUCGCCUUGGUGGUGGUGAUGAACCUCCAGUCGGGCGAUCAACUGCUCGAGUCGGCCCAAUCGGCCUACGCCAGCGGCUCGUACGCGCAAGCCCGUGAAGUGUACGAAGAGUUCGUCGAGGACUUCGAGGGCAACGCCCGGUGGAGCGAGGCCCGCGUCAAGCUCGCCGUCGUGCGGUUGCGGCAACAGACCGAGACCGCCAGCGACUGGCCCGCCGCGCUCGCGACCGCCCAGCAAGAGCUGCCGCAGAUCGAAGACGAGGAGGCGUUCUCCGAGAACCGCGGCGAGUUCGCCUCGAUCUUGCCGCGUAUCGCCCGCGGCCUCGCCGACUCGGCCGACCGCGCUUCCGGCGGCGCCGACUUCGACAACGAGAAGGUCGAGGGGCUCGUGAACCAAGCGACCGAAGCGCUCACGCUGGUCAACAACACCAAGUACGUCCCCAAGUCGUUGCGCGACGAACGCGAAGUCACCGCGAUCAACGACCUGCUCGACCGCGUCGCCCGGCGUCGCGAGGCGCUCGACGACCUCGGCAAGACGCUGACGGCGAUCGAAGCGGCGACUUCCAGCGGCGACAUCGAAGCGGCCUACAAGGCGCGGACCGCGUUCGUCGAUCGGCGCCCCGAGCUGCGUGACGACCCCCGCCUGGCGGAGAAACUCGCAGCCGCGGUGGAAGCCGAACGCAGCCAAGUGAAGUUCACUCCCGAGCCCGCCGACGCCGUCACGACCGAAGACGAAUCGCCGGUUGCCCUCGCGCUGCCCCUCGUCAACCCGCGCCGCGACGGCGCGGCGACGGCCGACGGUGUGUUCACGGCGACCUUCCGCGGCGUCACCUACGCCGUCAACACGAAUGCGGUGACCCUGGGCGACGAUCGGCUGCUGCUUGAUCACCGCAGCGGUGAGUUGGUGCGCGUCAACGCCGCGACCGGUGAACUCAUCUGGCGGACGCCGGUCGAAGGCCCCGAAGCGCCCCUCUUCGAGCCGACGAUCGCUGGCGAGCGGGUGCUCGUCGCGAGCGAAUCGGGCCGCCUCUGGUCCUUCGACGCCGCCAGCGGCGCGCGGGUUGGCGCGACCGAGUUCGCCCAGCCGCUGCGUUCGGCGCCGGCGAUCGACGCCGAGACCGGCAGGGCCUACGUCGCGGGUCAGCAGUCGAGUCUCUACACGCUCGACACCGAGUCGCUGGAGUGCAUCGGCGUGCGUUUCACGGGUCACGCCCCGGGGACGGUCCUCACGCCGCCGUUGGCGAUCGGCGGUCGCGUCGCGAUCAUCGAGAACACCGGCGCCGAAACGAGCCGGCUUAGCGUCUACGCGACCGAUGAGUCGGGCGCCGUCGGGUCCCAGCUCGGCGAAUGGCGCCUGGAAGGGAUCGUCUCGAUGCCCGCGGUCGUCUCGGCGCGGCGGUUCUUGGUGGCGACCGA